Messenger RNA from Diaporthe batatas, 987 nucleotides. RefSeq lists its product as uncharacterized. NCBI's taxonomy places the organism in Eukaryota, Fungi, Ascomycota, Sordariomycetes, Diaporthales, Diaporthaceae. The transcript has 2 exons. The record is from RefSeq and is a predicted model, not a curated record. Bases 1 to 987 code for a protein of 328 amino acids.
AUGUUCAAUGUGUCCAAGACGGUCGCCAAGAUUUCUCUCCUACUUCAAUACCGCCGAAUCUUCCGAGGGACACUCACAGCGUCCGCCUGUCGGUGGCUUAUGGGAUUCGUCCCAGUCUGGUGCAUUGUCACGAUCUUCCUCGUGUCAUUUGCGUGCACGCCGAUGGCGCAACUGAACACGAACCUUACAGAUAUCUGCCUGCCCAGCCUCACAGUCUGGCUUCUUACGUCCUCGAUCAGUCUCGUCACAGACUUCGCGGUCGUGAUCCUACCUAUACCUGCCACGUGGGCUCUCCAGCUGGACAAGAAGCAGCGGGUCGUUCUUAUUGUUUUGUUCGGCGUUGGUUUCUGCACUGGUGUCGUCGCGUUCGUACGGAUAUUCACGCUCAAGACGACAUUGCUUAACCUAGACACCUCCUGGAACGAGGCACCCAUCACCUAUCUCGGCGUCAUCGAAGUCAACAUCGCGAUCGCCUGUGCUUGUGUCAUCACACUGCGACCCCUGCUCGUCACAUGGUUCCCUAGCGUAUUCAAGAACUCGUACGGCAACAUGGACCGCUACUUUCCACCCGAAAACAAUAAUGCAUACUUUGGCACGAAGAAAUCUUCGAGGGAUACCGGAUCCCAUAUAGCACCGUCAGUCGAGAUAUACGGCCUGGCCGACCUCGAGGUUGCUCAGGUUGUAGGGAUCACCAGCAGCCAGGAAGAGCUAACAAGCCCGGCUUACUUUGAGCCGGCGCACCUCGCAAGCCAUCGAAACGCCUCGGGCUUGCAGGCAUCCGCCAGCCCCCCUGCACCGCGAACACCCUCACGGGUAAUUACCGGCGGCCCGUCCCCGGCGGGCAAGCUACAGAACCCGCGCGACAUUAUGGUCACCACGGAGACCACGGUCAAGGUGGAGAAAGUAGAGCAGGGCACUGGCAGGGGGCUGAGGCGGGACCACCAGAGCUGGCUCACAGAGUCGUCUCACGGUGGUGAUGAGCGCUGA